This is a messenger RNA of Periophthalmus magnuspinnatus, 779 nucleotides long. RefSeq lists its product as uncharacterized. NCBI's taxonomy places the organism in Eukaryota, Metazoa, Chordata, Actinopteri, Gobiiformes, Gobiidae. The coding region runs from base 60 to 779 and encodes 239 amino acids. The transcript is spliced from 4 exons. The record is from RefSeq and is a predicted model, not a curated record.
GCGGUGGUUUGGAGAAUGAAGCCGUGACAAGAGACAACAGAGACACACAGAGCAGAAACAUGGAGCUUCUCCUCAGCAGCCUGCAACUCGCCUCCCUGUGCGCGCUGUCGUCUUUGAGUGUUUCUUCACAGUUGGUUGUGAUCCAAAGUGGAGAUGUCACAGUUGAAGAAGGAGGCACAGCAAACAUCUCCUGCUGCUGGACAGUCAAGCAUGAAAGCACAAGAGUUAUCUGGAAGGCAAAUAAUCAAGUUAAAAAUGAGAAGCUGAGCGAUGUAUCUUGUUCCUUUCUAACUAUUACAAACAUCACUGAAGAUCACAAAGGUAGAUAUUUUUGCGACGUAACUGUGGAGAUACCCCAUUUAUUGACUGGAUCAGGAAAUGGAACAGACAUCAAGGUUGUAUCUAUAAAUGAGACAAGAAACAGCAAUGGAGACCGUCAAAACAAACAAACAAGCAAAAAACUAAUCAGGAAGUCACACACAUCUCACUGUCCUUUUUGUCCAGGCAGCUCAUUUCUCUUCUCCAUCAUAUUCAGUCUGACUGUGGGAGCAGCAGGUCUUGCCGUGGUCAUCUUCUGCUGUCUGCAGAGCAGACAAGAUGAAACAGACACAGUGACGUACGAGGCGUCGCCUUUUGACUCAGAAACACAAGAGCUGGAUCAGAACAGCUCUGGAGACUUCUCUCAGUGGAUCCUCGUGGUGUGGAUCCUGGUGGUGUGGAUCCUCGUGGUGUGGAUCCUGGUGGUGUGGAUCCUGGUGGUGUGGAUCCUGGUGGUGUAG